UUAUCAGCUUAUAAAGUUAAAUCCUUUAUUUUUGUUAUGAUUCUAUCUUCAUUGAACUGAAAUGAAGAUAAGAAAAAUUUUCUUUCAUAGUAAUUAGAUUGUAAAUUGCAAAAAUAAUUACUUUUAUUUUAGUUACAAUGAAUAUCGAAAGUGCUGCCAUAAAUAUAAUCAAAAGAGGUGUGGAGUUGGAUACAAAGAAGCGAUAUACGGAGGCUCUUGUUUGUUAUCAGGAAGGUCUACAAAUAUUGGUGGACAAAAUAAAAAGUGAAAAUGAUGAAUCUAUUAGAACUUAUUUGAGAAAGAAAGUGGAAGAGUAUAUGAAUAGAGCAGAGAAAAUAAAGAAACUAGUGUUACAGCAGAAGGAAGCUGGGCAGUUUCAUGAACAGGUUAACAUAGAGAAUAACUCUACUGGGCAUAGCUAUAAGACCCUAUUUGGUAGGUUUCUUGAUGAGGAGGUGCAAUAUGUUGUUGUUGAAGACCCUUAUAUUAGGAGUUAUCAUCAGUGUCAGAAUUUCCUUCGUUUAUGUGAGUUGAUGGUGAGAUCAUGCACAAAUUUAAGACAUAUAGAAUUAUUAACAUCAAAGGAUGGCAAAUCAGAGAAUGAUCAAAGACAGUGGUUUAGUUACUUAGUGAAUGACUUAUUAAAAUAUAGAGUUAAUCUUAUUGUCAAGUAUUCGGAAACCCUACAUGACAGACAAAUCACGCUAAGUUCCGGAUGGAUUAUAAAAAUUGGGAGAGGUUUAGACUUUUAUAAAGCAAGCGAGAACAAAUUUUGCCUCGGUAUGUAUGACAUGGACUUGAGACAGUGCCACGAAACCACUGUCGAUAUUGUACAUUCUAAAAAUGUAAAACAAUCGUACGGAUGACACAUGUUGCGUGUUUUGUUAAGUUUAAUAAGUGACUAUAACAGGUAUUAUUAAUGAAUGUUUAUAUAAUGUAUAAAUAUAUUUUAAUGAAUUUUA
Molecule: messenger RNA, 962 nt
Organism: Achroia grisella
Lineage: Eukaryota; Metazoa; Arthropoda; Insecta; Lepidoptera; Pyralidae
Product: MIT domain-containing protein 1-like
Exons: 4
Coding region: 138-866 (242 amino acids)
Source: RefSeq, a predicted model, not a curated record